This is a messenger RNA of Capsicum annuum, 1516 nucleotides long. RefSeq names its product probable anion transporter 6, chloroplastic. Gene Ontology annotation, biological process: transmembrane transport. Gene Ontology annotation, molecular function: transmembrane transporter activity. Lineage: Eukaryota; Viridiplantae; Streptophyta; Magnoliopsida; Solanales; Solanaceae. The record is from RefSeq and is a predicted model, not a curated record.
GUCAAUUUGAGUGUUGCCAUUAUUCCAAUGUCGCAUCAAUUCGGGUGGAAUUCAUCAGUAGCUGGUUUGGUCCAGUCAUCUUUCUUUUGGGGUUAUGCGUUAAGUCAAUUGCCAGGCGGGUGGCUUUCGAAGAUAUUUGGUGGGAGUCGAGUUCUUGAAGUUGGAGUAUUAGUCUGGUCUCUGGCAACAAUGUUAGUUCCCUUUCUUGCAGGGUUUAUGCCUGCACUCAUCUUUUCAAGAAUAUUGGUUGGGAUAGGAGAAGGAGUUUCACCAUCAGCUGCCACUGACUUGAUUGCCAGGACAAUACCGUUGGAGGAACGUUCUCGGGCAGUAUCAUUUGUAUUUGGUGGCUUGAGUUUUGGAAGUGUUACCGGACUUCUUUUGGCUCCUCCACUGAUCCAGAACUAUGGGUGGGAGUCUGUAUUUUACCUGUUUGGUUUUCUAGGCGUAGCUUGGUUUUCGGGAUUUCAAUUGGUUAAAGAAGAUCGGCCCUGGUCCUUCACAGAACCCAUGUCUUGGCCGCCAUCCUUUUCUAGAAAUAAAUCAUUGCGUUCUUCAUUGGGAGAGUUGGGCACCUCGAUAAAGGAUGUACCAUGGAAGGCAUUUUUUAGAAGCACGGCUGUAUGGGCGAUGAUAUAUACACAUUUCUGUGGGAGUUGGGGCCAUUAUACUUGCUUGUCUUGGCUUCCUACCUAUUUCAGUGAGGAGCUGAAUCUUAAUCUGACAGAAGCAGCAUGGGUCUCAGUUGGCCCUCCAUUAGCUUCGAUUCUCGUUACCAGCAUUGCAUCACAAUUUGCUGAUAGCUUGAUUUCCAAAGGGGUUGAUACAUCACUGGUACGAAAAAUUUGUCAAUCAAUAGCCUUUUUAUCACCAGCUACCUGUAUGAUUCUUUCUUCUUUGGACUUCGGUUUGCCUCCGUGGGAAGUAGUAACAAUCCUCACCGGUGGUUUAGCCCUAUCAAGUUUCGCCUUAUCAGGCUUAUAUUGCACUCAUCAAGACAUCUCACCUGAAUAUGCAAGCAUUCUUCUGGGCAUUACCAACACUGUUGGAGCAGUUCCUGGAAUUGUAGGCGUCGCUCUUACUGGUUAUCUUCUUGAUACAACUCACUCAUGGAGCAUUUCUUUGUUUGCACCGUCGAUUUUCUUCUACCUCACUGGAACUAUCGUGUGGAUAGCAUUCGCGAGCAGUAAGCCACAGAGCUUCUCAGAGGAAGAUUGACCUUAUUAUACAGCGUCGAGUCAAUCAGCAAUCAUACAUAAAUACUAACAGUUUUCAGCACAACACAUUUUGUGUACUAACCCAAAGUUUCUUUUUUGUAUGUAUAAUAAUGAGGACUGAUGGGACUUUUGCAACUUUAGUGAAGAGUUCCCUACAUUAUGCAUUGGUAUUUUUUGUUUAAUAAGUAACAUUAUGUAACUUUUUCAAAAUGUAGUUAUGAUAUACUCACCAGAUGUAUAUUGAAGAUCUUUAAUAGUUGUGAUUUCAUCUAUGUAUUCAUCAAUAGCUUUUCAGAGUA